AUGAGGACCUACAUGCCAAAUCUGGAACAACUUCAAGUCAAAGGCUGGGAUUCAUUAGAUGCUAUAUUCCAGCUUGAACAAAACCAGCAUUCCAAGGCUAGUGCAAACUGUAUAGUAAAACUGGUGCCCAUGUUGACAAGUCCAGUGGAAAUCACCGGCUUCAACAACCUCACGCUGCUAAGUUUAGAAGCUUGUCAGAAUUUAAGAUAUCUGUUUUCUCAUUCCAUAGCAAAGCUUCUUGUGAAAUUGCAAGAUGUGAAGAUUUCAAACUGUAGGAUGGUGGAGCAACUAGUCAAAAGCGAAGAUGGCUCAGUCGAAUUUUCUUCUGCAAACUCUCUUGAAGUUUUUGAGAAUGCAUUACCAAAUCAUGCAACAUCCAUCUCCAAAGAUUCAUUUGUGUUAGAGUUUCCAUCCCUGAAGAGCAUCAACAUUAUUAACUGCAGCGUGCUAGAAGUUAUCAUCAAGAAUGGAGAGUGGACAACAGACCUGACCUCAUUUGAUCAAGUACAGUCUCUUACUUUAAGCCAUCUGCCAAAUCUUGUGAGCUUCUGCCACCAACCUUGUAUUCCUGAGCAGCCAUCUUUAAGGAAACACAGAGGCAACGGCCAUCAUCAACAAGAUCAGGAGCUAGAGAUAUGUGAUUGUGAGAACAUAAAGGAAAUAGUAUCAAAAGAAGAAAUUCAUGCAAGCUUUUUCAGGAUUGUGUUCCCUAGAUUGAAGCGUCUGAAACUUGAACGCCUGUCCAAACUUGAAGCCUUCUGCCAUGGUUCCUAUGACUUGGAUUUCCCGUUACUGCAAGAAGUGUGUUUUGGAAAUUGCCAUAGGAUGGAGGUAUUCUCAUAUGGAUUUCCAAAUACUCCAAAGCUAAAAGGUAUUACCAUGAAAGUUGGAAACCUUACCAAAGUCAUAUGGAUGGGAGAUCUGAACACCACUGCUCAACUUUCCAAAGGAAUUGAAGCAACGGGGGAGCAAUUCUUAUGGGGUUAUGGCUACUCAGAGUUAGCUUUUCAAACAUCAGAGAAUCUUGGCUGGCUCAAGCAGGAACAAGGCAUGCUUAGCUACUUUAUGAAAGAAACAGAGAUGACUAUUGAAAAAUUUCAAAGUUUACUGACUCUAGUCCCAUCCAAUGUGAUACACUUGUUUCAGAAUCUGAAGAACCUCGUUGUAAAAGACUGUGGUUCACUGAUUGAAGUGUUUGAAUCAGAAGGAAUAAACAAAAAGAAGAGGCAUAGCAUGAUACACUAUGAGCUAGAAGUCAUGAACUUGCGUUUUCUGCCUAAGCUGAUUCGCAUAUGGAAAAAUCAUGAAGAGAUUUUGGACUUCCAGAAGCUGAGAAUAUUGAAGGUUGAAUACUGUGGCAAUUUGAAGGGUAUACUGUCACCUUCUAUGGCCAAAAGUCUUGUCCAACUACAACACCUUCGUGUAUACGGUUGUCAAAUGAUGGAGGAGAUAGUAAUGAAGGAAGCUGAAGAAGAAUCCGAAGGAGCAAAUAAAGCUGAGAUAUUGUUUCCGUUGCUGAACAGGUUGGAGCUUCGUCACCUUCCCAGUCUCAAAUGUUUUUGCUCAGAAAGUGUAGACUUUGAACUUCCCUUCUGCGAAGAAAUGGUAAUUGAAAAAUGCCCAAAGAUGACGACCUUUUCCUAUGGAGCAGUAAGUAUACCAAAGCUUUCUAAUAUAUACAAAGGAUCCUAUGAGUAUGUAGACAUCAUGGGAGACCUUAAUAUGACAAUCUACCAAGCUCAUUCAGGAGAUUUGAAGGCAGCAUUUCAAAGAUCAAAGACAAUCAAUUGGAUUGAGCAAGAUAAAAUCCUACUUGGCUACAUAACAAGAGUAACAGAACUGGUUGUUGAAGGUUGCGAGAAGCUGUUGAACUGUGUUCCAUCCAACAUGCUACAUAGGCUGCAACAUUUGAAACAGCUCAAGGUCCGAGAAUGUUGUUCACUGGUGGAGAUAUUUGAAUCAGAAGGAGUAGAAGCAAAUGAAGAUAAAGAGCAUGCUAAUGCUAUGACAUUGUAUGAAUAUAAUCUACAAGAAAUGCAUUUGUGCUCUCUACCCAAACUAAUGCACAUAUGGAAAAACCAUGGUGACGUAGUUUUAGGUUUUCAUAAUCUUAGAAAGCUAAACAUCGGGUGUUGUGAUGGUCUAAGAAGUGUGUUCCCUCCUUCCAUAGCCAGGACCCUUGCGCAACUGCAAGAGCUAUCAGUUUAUGAAUGUGAGAUGAUAGAGGAGAUAGUCAGAACAGAGGAAGGAGAGUGCAACAAGGCCAAGAAGAUUGUAUUCCCAGAACUGAAGUGGCUGACCCUUUUUCGUCUUCCCAACCUUAAAUGUUUCUGCUCGAGUAAUUACCAGUUUGAGAUGCCGUCUUGCCGGGAAAUAACUAUUAAGGAUUGCUCAAAAAUGGAGAGUUGUUGUUAUGAAACCAUGAGCGCUCUGUGA
Messenger RNA from Neltuma alba, 2436 nucleotides. RefSeq lists its product as uncharacterized. The record is from RefSeq and is a predicted model, not a curated record. The transcript is spliced from 5 exons. The coding region runs from base 1 to 2436 and encodes 811 amino acids. NCBI's taxonomy places the organism in Eukaryota, Viridiplantae, Streptophyta, Magnoliopsida, Fabales, Fabaceae.